This is a messenger RNA of Knipowitschia caucasica, 264 nucleotides long. The record is from the annotation of a GenBank genome assembly. Lineage: Eukaryota; Metazoa; Chordata; Actinopteri; Gobiiformes; Gobiidae.
AUGUCCUCAUGUUCUGACUUCACAGACCCCCUGGACCCUGUCGCUGCUGCCUCACAGACCCCCUGGACCCUGUCGCUGCUGCCUCACAGACCCCCUGGACCCUGUCGCUGCUGCCUCACAGACCCCCUGGACCCUGUCGCUGCUGCCUCACAGACCCCCUGGACCCUGUCGCUGCUGCCUCACAGACCCCCUGGACCCUGUCGCUGCUGCCUCACAGACCCCCUGGACCCUGUCGCUGCUGCCUCACAGCCGAGCUCACAAUGA